Molecule: messenger RNA, 3755 nt
Organism: Parus major (Great Tit)
Lineage: Eukaryota; Metazoa; Chordata; Aves; Passeriformes; Paridae
Gene: STX2
Product: syntaxin 2
Exons: 10
Coding region: 124-990 (288 amino acids)
Biological process (GO): synaptic vesicle fusion to presynaptic active zone membrane; intracellular protein transport; exocytosis
Cellular component (GO): synaptic vesicle; presynaptic active zone membrane; endomembrane system
Molecular function (GO): SNAP receptor activity; SNARE binding
Source: RefSeq, a predicted model, not a curated record
UUCCUCCCCAGGGCCGAUCCCGCCCCGGGCCGAUCCCGCUCGCUGUGCGGCCGAGCCCGGGGAGCGUGCGCGGUGCGGGCGGGCCCCGCGGAAGCAGCGGAGGGCAGCGGGCCCGCGGCGGGGAUGAAGGACCGGCUGGCAGACCUGGCGGAGCACAAAGGAAAUGAAGAUGGGGAGACAGUUAUCAUUGAGAAAGACCAUUUUAUGGAUGACUUCUUCCAACAGGUUGAGGAAAUUAGAAAUAAUAUAGCAAAAAUAGCACAAAAUGUGGAAGAAGUGAAGAAGCAGCACAGCAUUAUCCUGUCAGCACCAAAUCCUGAAGGAAGAACAAAGGAAGAACUUGAAGAACUAAAUGAGGAAAUAAAGAAGAUUGCUAAUAAAAUCCGGGCCAGGCUAAAGGCUAUUGAGCAGAGUUUUGAUCAGGGUGAAAAUGCGAAUCGGACAUCAGUGGACGUCAGGAUCAGAAAAACACAGGUAGGAUUCCUCAGCUCAGAGAAAAUCCGUGGAUUCUGGAGGAGUGGAGAAUGGGUUGGACUGUUCUGGACUCACUUCAGAGCUUGUGUGCUGCUUUGUUGGGCUGGAACUGGGAAGACCACCACUGAUGAGGAGCUGGAAGAAAUGCUAGAGAGUGGUAAUCCUUCCAUUUUCACUUCUGAUAUCAUAUCAGACUCCCAGAUAACCAGGCAGGCCCUGAACGAGAUCGAGUCUCGCCACAAGGAUAUCAUGAAGCUGGAGUCCAGCAUUCGGGAGCUCCACGAGAUGUUCAUGGACAUGGCAAUGUUUGUUGAGACUCAGGGUGAAAUGAUCAACAACAUAGAAAAGAACGUGAUGAAUGCCACAGAGUACGUGGAACAUGCAAAAGAAGAGACAAAAAAGGCAGUGAAAUAUCAAAGCAAAGCACGCAGGAAAAUGUGGAUAAUUAUCAUUGUGUCAGUGGUGUUGAUUGCCAUAGUAGCUCUAAUUAUUGGUUUGUCUGUGGGUAUUCGGUGAUGCUUGGAUAACCUCAGCAUGCAUGGCUGCCUGCCACUGUGGCAAAACUGAUGUUCAUAAUAAUCUGUGUAACUGUAUUGCUUCUGAUACUUGGAAUUAUCCUAGCAACAACCCUGUCCUAGCAAGCACAUUCCAAGAGUUUCCAGCCUGCAGGAACUGCAGAGCAUCUCCAGUGAAACCAAACCUUUUCCACACACGAUGCCUUACACUGUCCCACCGUGAUGACCUGUCAGCAGUGCUUAAAAAUGAAAGCAAAAUCACUCUUAAUGUUUACUUGUAAAUGAAAAUCAGAAUGUAUUAGGGUGUGUAUGGAUUGUACAUCAUAAACUCGACACUUGUAAGACUGAAACUUUCUUUUGAACUAAAGUAACUUGGAGUUUUUUCACAUCUCAGUGUUACAGUUGGAAUAGGGAGUUGAGAGACUAUUGAAUUUUGACCUUUUUUUGGCUUUUUUUUCCUAUUGCUAACCUAACUCUAAUCAUGACUUUAAGUACCUUGCCAGUGCUGCCUUCGUUAGCACUCUUGUGAAUAUUUUUAUGAGAUGUAGCCUUGUGUUUAAUUGUAUUAAUUAGUCACCUUAACCUAUUGAAACUUUAUGCUUUUUCUCCAACAAGUGCUAAAAUAUUUUAUCCUGAAGAGACACUCAUUUAACUGCCUAGUGCAUUACACCUGAGAAGAAAAAAAGCUUUUUUACACUUGCCUGUUUAUUUUUUCUUUCAAGGUUAUUGCUUUAAAUGCUUCCUUCUUGGUUAAUACAAAGUUAAUUGCAACAUUUCUGGUAAAAGCAUACAGCUCUGCAAUGCUGAAUUUGCACUGGAGCAGGUAAUUUUUACAGGUAAUUCUUGUGCAGAGGAAACUGGUGGAUCACUUCAGCCUUGUUGCUUAUAUGAGUAUGACAAAAAUGACUUUAUAAAGCCAAAUCAAGUUUCCUUGCUGUGGAGUUUGCAAAUGUUGAUGUAUGAAUACAGCAGAUGGGGAUGAACUGCCCCAGAAGGGUCUGAAAUUGAAUCCAGACACUGAUUUGUUAUGAGAUCUGUGUGGCUAUAACAUGUAUGAAGUGUUUUGGUGUACACAUGCCUGAUGUAACGCCAGCUUGCACCACUUGAAAGCUUCAAAGAACUCAAAUGUACCUAAAUAACUGCAUUUAAUGUUACAGGUUAUUUUUGUAUUUUUGUGUGUAAAAUAUUUGUAACUUGGGUUUGUGGCUCCUCAUUGUUGAAGCAUAUCCAUGUAGAUAUGUAGAUAUAUUUACACUCAAAGAGAAAUAGAGGAGAGCAUAAUUUGUGCCUUUUUAAACAUAGUCUAAAACUACUCUCAUCAAUGUUUUCAGAUAUUCAGCUCUCAUGUUGGCUGCAGUAACUCAGUCCUGAAAGUUUAGAAUCCUUAAACUUGGGUUUUGUUGAAAGUGUCUGAGAUUGAAGUUACUCAGUAAGGGAGAACUGAGACUUCAGAGAGCUCAGCCAAGUUUACACUUUCUGUCGAAUGCAUGAGUAUUCCUGCUUUGCUGUCCAGGUGUACUGUGAAAAUGCUGGAGCUGUUCAGAUGUCAAACAUGUUGGAAAGAGAAAACACACAUUGUUGUUGUUGUUGUUAUUGUUAUUGGUCUCUCUACACGUCAGCCAUAAAGAAGUCGCUUGAAAAAUCCGGCUUCAACAAUGAACAAAUUCCUUUUACCUCUGAGUCCAGGAUGCUCACUGAUGUUUGGGAGGACGUUUACAUGCAAAGGAAGGAAGGAUUGGUUGCCUUAAUGCUCAUUCUAGGUAGAUAUUUUUUAUUCUGUAGUUUUCUAGAUUUUUAUCAGUAAACAUUAUUUAUACAGGUAUGCAAAUUAGAUGGGGGUAAAAAGAUCACUCCUGCUGUUUACCAGCUGUUUAUGUAAACUGCCCCUCCAAAUGCUGUCAUGUUGAAUUCUGUUCCUGUGAUGCACUAAUCUGCCCACCAAGACCAGAAAUCCCAACAGGCUACUCCACAGUUUUUACUUCUUGUUGAACAGCUGCCUCAGUGAGUUUGUUUUAAAGCAAAACAGACCUUUUCACAUGAACCUCUUGGUCUGGUUCAUAUUGGAGGGGAGUAAAUCUCCAAGCUGUGCACUAAUAAACUGAUGUAAGCGAGUCUGCUGUGUCUGCUGUGUGUCCUGCUGAGUGUCCCAGGAGGUGUCUGAGUGACACCAAACACAGGGCAAGGUGUGGUGGCUUUCCUGCAGCUUUUCACCAGAGCAGUGUAGAGACAGGAAGGAAACAAUGGAUCUGUUCAUUUAAGCUGUGCCCAUGGGGGAGUUUAAUUAGAGAAAACCCCAAGGUUUCAUUGAGUGCUCUCUUCAUACACAAAUAAUUUGUGACAGCUCCUGGAACAGUCUGAGAGCAGUGAGGUUUGAGAUUGAACACCAAAGCACUUUGAAAAUGCCCAGUUAAUGACUACAUAUCAGUAAAAACACAGGGAAUAUGUUAGAUUAGAUAGCUGCUCUUACAAAGUGCAGGAUGAGCAAAACCAGAUGGUUUAAAUGGGCAGGGAUGUGCUGCCAGACCUGGACAGGAGGGAGCUGGAUGGGAUCAGCUCAAGCUGUUCUGCCCUCUGUGUGGUGUGAAGCACAGCACAGAGUUCCAGGCAGAGCAGCCUUGGUUUAUCAGCACCACUGGGGUUUCGAUGAGUGGAGCCUGAUAAAGUGGAGAAGACAAAGGGAAAGGAGGGAGCUGCUGCCUGUAUGGAUGCUUUUCUUUAAAAGAAUCCCAUCAUUUAAAAUAAAAGUUGUGCUGAGUGUUGCUUUGA